CCAACUCCCAGAUGCCUCAGCUGCCUGAGCCAAGGGCAGGGAAUUCUGGGAAAUGGAGUCCAAAGAAACCUUAGUGGGAAGGAGGAGGAGGCUGGAACUCGCAGAGGCGGAGCUUGAGGCGCUGACGUCAGCGGAGGGCGGGGCUAACGCUCAGCCGGCCCCGCCCCCUGGGGCAGAGGCUUCUGAGCUUCUUUCUGCUGCAGAUGCGCAUUAGGCGUCCACACGCGGGCUUUUUACACCAUGGCGUCUCCUCCGGACUCCCCGGCCAGCAAGAGGUUGCAUUCCAGGACAGAGGCCUCCUGCCUGUCGCUGGCCCUGGAAGGGGAGCGCUCCUGCAAGGCGGGGGACUUCCGGGCGGCGGUGGAGCUCUUUGAGGCGGCCCUGCAAGCGGGGACCCCGGAGCCCCAGACCUUGAGUGCCAUCUACAGCCAGAUGGGCAACGCCUGCUUCUACCUCAAGGAAUUCCCCAAAGCCCUCCAGUUCCACAGCCACGACCUCACCUUGGCCAGGGCCCUUGGGGACCGCAUUGGGGAGGCCAAGGCCAGCGGGAACCUGGGAAACACACUCAAAACUUUGGGGCAAUUUGAGGAAGCCGUCGCCUGCUGCCAAAGGCAUUUGGACAUUUCCCAAGAGCAAGGAGACAAGGUUGGGGAAGCCCGGGCCUUGUAUAACCUGGGCAACGUCUACCACGCAAAGGGCAAGCAGCUCUCGUGGACUUUGCCCCAGGAUUCUGGCCACGGCCUCCCCGUGGAAGUCAAGGAAGCCCUGGAAAAGGCCUCCGAAUAUUACGGUCGGACCCUGUCUCUGGCGCAGGGCCUGGGGGACCGAGCGGCGGCCGGGCGGGCACUGGGCAACCUGGGCAACUCCCAUUACCUGCUGGGACACUUCACCCAAGCCAUCCUCUUCCACAAACAGCGCCUGGCCAUCGCCAAGGAGUUCGGGGACACGGCGGCCCAAAGGCGGGCCUACAGUAACCUUGGCAACGCCCACAUCUUCCUGGGAAGGUUUGACCUCUCUGCCGAGUUUUACAAGAAAACACUGCAACUCUCCAGGCAACUCAAGGACCCUUUGGUGGAAGCGCAGUCCUGCUACAGCCUGGGAAACACAUAUUCGCUCCUCCAGGAAUACGAAAAGGCCAUUGAAUACCAUUUGAAACACUUGACCAUUGCUCAGGAGCUGGGAGACCGAGUUGGAGAAGGGCGGGCUUGCUGGAGCCUUGAAAAUGCCUACAUUUCCCUCGGAAAUCACGAACGCGCCUUGCAUUUUGCAGAGAAACACCUUGAAAUCUCUCAGGAGAUCGGAGACCCCAAUGGAGAGAAAACCGCCUCCGCAGCCAUUGACCAGUUGAAGUCCAUCUUGGGUCCAAAGGAGAGAAAUGACCAUUUGGAUGCAUUGGUCUCCGGUGCAGGAUACGAAGGGCAAGGGGCAAAGCCAAAGCGGAUGCAAAUGCCUGGGUUGAACAGGUUUCCUCCUGAAAAGGAACAGAAUGGAGAGGCCCCUCCGCGGCCACUUCACCCCAACAGACCCCGGAGCCAGCGGUCAGUUUUGGAGGUCAAGCGGCCCUUGGAGACCAGCGAUGUCCAGGUCCAUGUCUCACCACUGAGGGUCCCAUUGGAGGAAGAAGAGGAGGAAGAGGAAGAGGAGGAGGAGGAAGGCUUCUUUGAGCUGCUGAGCCGGUUCCAGAGACACCGGAUGGAGGACCAGCGCUGCCCUUGGGAGGAAGAGGAGAAAGCCCCUGCAUCCUCGUGCCCAUCGGCGGUGCUCCCUUCCUCCUCCCCGCAGACGGAGCAGCUCCUGGACCUGAUUGCCUGCUCGCAAGGCCGGCGUUUGGAGGACCAGCGGGCCCCCCCCUCGGCCGCUUCCUCAGGGGGAGGCGGCCUCCCAGGGCUCCGCCUCCCCCUCCUGCACAAGGAGGAGGAGCCAAGCGCAGGCUCCGCCCACCAGGACCCCCCAGGAAGCAGCAGCAGCAGCGAGGCUUUCUUCCAGAUGCUCAUCAAGUGCCAGUCCUCCCGCCUGGAUGACCAGCGCUGUGCCCCUCCUCCGGCCGCGUCUCCUCCGCCUCCUUCUCCGCCGGACGAGGACUUCUUCAGCCUCAUCCAGAGGGUCCAGGCCAAGCGCAUGGACGAGCAGCGGGUGGACCUCCAUUCUGCCGCCGAAGAGGAGGAAGAAGAGGGUCUGGACGCGGAGAGACCCUCUCAGAGAUAGCAUCCAAAUGCAUCCAGGAAGGCAAAGGAUUCAACUUGACCAUCAACAAAGGGCCCUUGGGAUUUGCACCUCCAAGCUGGACUUCUGUGCCGCCGAAAACGGUCUCAUUUUGAACCCGAUGGGCAGUUGAAAUGUUGACAGAAAUAAAAAAAGGAUCCCCAGAGAUAGAUCUAUGCAAAGGGAAAGAGAGAGAGAAGGAAUUGUCAACGUGGAGGUCAGGGUGCGAGCUGGGUGGGUUUCUUCAGACACCAUCUAUCAUCUUCUCCAACACCCUGAUGAAUUUGUUGCAAUCGUCUGCCACACCAAUUCAAUGUCAGACUCAAUCACAUCCGUAGUCUGAAGUCCAAACAUUGAUUUCAAUAUCUAGAAACAGAUUUACAAAGCAUAGCAAAAGCCCAUCGCUCUGAGCUGACAUUUCUCUUCAGCCUCUUCCUCAGCAAGCACUAGCUCAACUCACUCAAGAGAUAAGAAAAACACAAUCCUCAGUCCCAAGGAAGUCCCCGACCUCCAAGGCCAGAAAUCAUGUCUGAUAGAUCAACAGCAGUCACAACAGGCUGUCAGUCAAAACUAGCCUGCUGUUAACUGUUUCAUUACUGAAACACACUCUCUUGCAAAAACAGCAGAAAACACUUGAUUUAAAUUUCAUACACAUACAACCAUAAUCCAACAACAGGAAUUGUGUUUUAGACCAGGCGUGGGCAAACUUGGGCCCUCCGGGUGUUUUGGACUUCAACUCCCACAAUUCCUAACAGCCGGUAGGCUGUUAGGAAUUGUGGGAGUUGUAGUCCAAAACACCCGGAGGGCCCAAGUUUGCCCACGCCUGGUCUAGAUCCAACACCCAAAAAGGCAGCUUGGAAUCCUGAGAGAUAGAAGAAAUAAAUAAAUAGGUAGAUAGGUAAAGGAAAUAUAUAAAUAGAUAGAUAGAUGAAAACAUACAUCGAUAGAGGAAAUAGCUAUAUAAAUCUAAUAGCCAUGAAAGCCUUCGACAACGCUAUAUAGAUCGAUCAAUAAAAUAGAGGAUAUAAAUGAAUUUGUUCUUGGCUUUUGAUUGUACAGCUUGAUGGCAUACAAAUGGAUUGAAAUGCAAAACUGCAUCAAACGAAAAGGCGUUGCUGCUCUUACAGAUACCUUAUUUUUAAAAUAAAAUUUUUAAAAAAUUAUUUGAAAGGUCUUAAAGCUGUUUCAUUGGAUAUACCGUAUAUACUCGAGUAUAAGCCGACCCGAAUGUAAGCCGAGGCACCUAAUUUUACCACAAAAACUGGGAAAACUUAUUGACUCGAGUUUAAGACAAGGGUGGGAAAUGCAGAAGCUACGGGUCAAAUUCAAAAAUAAAAUAGAUAUUAAUAAAAUUGAAUUAUUUUAGGCAUCAGUAGGUUAAAUGUUUUUGAAUAUUUAUAUAAAACUGUAAUUUAAGAUAAUAAUAAGACUUUAAUAAGAUAAGAUUAUCCAACUCUGAGUACCUAUAUACUCGAGUAUAAGCCGACCCGAAUAUAAGCCGAGGCACCUAAUUUUACCACAAAAACUGGGAAAACUUACUGACUCGAGUUUAAAUUCGACUGACUCAACUCAAAUUACUCGAGUUUAAAUUCGACUGACUCGACUCAAAUUACUCAAGUUUAAAUUCGACUGACUCGACUCAAAUUACUCAAGUUUAAAUUCGACUGGCUCGACUCAAAUUCAAAAAUAAAAAUAGAUUUUAAUAAAAUUGCAUUAAUUGAGGCAUCAGUAGCUUAAAUGUUUUUGAUUAUUUAUAUAAAACUGUAAUUUAAGAUAAUAAGACUUUAAUAAGAUAAGACUAUCCAACUCUGAAUACAGUAGUCUCUCACUUAGCCAACAUAAACGGGCCGGCAGAAUGUUGGAUAAGCAAAUAUGUUGGAUAGUAAGGAGGCAUUAAGGAAAAGCCUAUUAAACAUCAAAUUAGGUUAUGAUUUUACAAAUGAAGCACCAAAACAUCAUGUUAGACAACAAAUUUGGCAGAAAAAGUUCAAUAGGCAGUAAUGCUAUGUAGUAAUUACUGUAUUUAUGAAUUUAGCACCAAAAUAUCAUGAUAUAUUGAAAACAUUGACUACAAAAAUGCGUUGGAUAAUCCAGAAUGUUGGAUGAGCGAGUGUUGGAUAAGUGAGACUCUACUGUACCUAUAUAUUCAAGUAUAAGCCGAUCCGAAUAUAAGCCGGCCAGAAUCCUCACUCGAGUAUAAGCCGAGGGGAGUUUUUUCAGCCCUAAUAAAGGGCUGAAAAACGAGGCUUAUACUUGAGUAUAUACAAUAAAUAGAAAUUUAGAUAAUAUAACUGCAAACACAUAAGACAGGAAGCUAAAGGAGAGAGAACAUGAAAGAAAUGUAUAGAGAUAUAUAGACAGAUAUAGAUACAGAUAUUGAUAGAAAGAUAAAGAGGUACAGUAUAUAGGUAAUAUAAACAGAGAAAGACAAAUCAAUAGAGGGAAAGAGAAAAAAAUAGAGACAGAAAGUAAUUAAGAAAGAAACGUCUGGGAUCUCAAAACAAAGAACCGCUGCCUUCAGCUCCUCUCCGUGAAUGUAUUAUUUCCUCAUUUACGAUGACGACGAUUGUCUCCAAACGCGUGUCUGUUGCAAACACAUAGUACGUUUCCCUACAUAUAUAUACAGUGUAUAAAUACAGGUGCCAAAUUAAUCCCUAUGUAUAAAAUAUUGGAGGGUGUUUAAUAAACAUUUUGUAACUCAAAA
Anolis carolinensis (green anole) is the source of this 4906-nucleotide messenger RNA. RefSeq names its product G protein signaling modulator 1 (gene gpsm1). NCBI's taxonomy places the organism in Eukaryota, Metazoa, Chordata, Lepidosauria, Squamata, Anolidae. Gene Ontology annotation, cellular component: cell cortex. The coding region runs from base 241 to 2205 and encodes 654 amino acids. Gene Ontology annotation, biological process: establishment of mitotic spindle orientation. The record is from RefSeq and is a predicted model, not a curated record. The transcript is spliced from 14 exons. Gene Ontology annotation, molecular function: GDP-dissociation inhibitor activity; G-protein alpha-subunit binding.